Messenger RNA from Prorocentrum cordatum, 1578 nucleotides. NCBI's taxonomy places the organism in Eukaryota, Dinophyceae, Prorocentrales, Prorocentraceae. The record is from the annotation of a GenBank genome assembly.
AUGGUAGUCCGCCUCCUCGCGGCAUCCCUCUGCGUCGCUAGGGCAGCUGCGAUCGCACUGCCCUCAAGACCAACGAGUCUUCUCGACUCUGGCCACCACCACCAGUUGGCCACCAAGGACGUGGAUGAGGCUACCAUCCUGCGGCGCAUGCAGUACUGGAGCCAGCAGGGGGCCCCGCUCCCCUCCACAGAGAAGUACCUCCUCUUCACGAUCGACCACGGGGGCCUGAACAACAUCCGCAUCGCUCUGGAGCUGACCGGCGUCGUGGCCCGCCGCACCAACCGCACCCUGGUGCUGCCUCCUGCGGCGCCGAUGUACCUCCUGGACUUCGGGCCGUGGAACAAGGCCAUCGUCGGCAACACCAGGAACUGGACGAAGACAACUCGCCUCGAGGAGUUGAUCAACCUGAAGCAGCUGAAGAGCGUCCUGCCCACGCUGACGGCGGCGGAGUUCGAGGCCGAGACGGGCAUGCCGUGGUACCUGGCCAGGGUGCAGAGCAAGGCCAGAUGGCGGCGGCGACGGCCGGUGGACGUGAGGUCUGCGACGGAGCUGCGGGAGGGCGGGGCCGCGGCCCGCCCACGGCGCACCGCCGACGCGCGGCGCGCAGCUCGGGGGUGGGCGCGGCGCUCCGCGGGCCGCGCCGUGCGGCAGCUCUCGGAGGAGCUGCUCGCGCGCGGCAGAGGCCGCUGGGCGGUGGCGGAGGACGCGCUCACGGCGGUGGCCGAGGCGCGACGAGGUGGGCCAGCGGCUGCGGGCGCUGCUCCCCGCCCGGCGCACGAAGCCUGGCUGGACGGGCGCCGGCCUGGCUGGAGGCGCUCCGCAGGAACGUCGCCCUCCACGCGGAUGCCGACGGCGCGGGCUCUGGCAACGGCGGGGGAGGCCGCGCUGAGGCGGGUUCCGAAGGGCCCGCGGCUGGAGGCGCGGGUGCCGGCCGAGAUGGGCUCGGCGGUGGAGGGCACCAGGCUCUCACCAGAUGCCGCCCCUGUCGUGCCAGACGGCCUGACCUUCGACGGCUCGGAGGUGCCGGUUCUCGACGACGACAGCGCCGGGCCCCUCGAGGAGAUCGCGAGAGUCCCUCAGGGCACGAGUGCCGCGGUCGAUGCGGCCGCCGACCGCCUCGUCGAGCUCGAGGAUCUGCUCGCUGCGGCCACCGCGGUGCAUACGCCGACGGCCGUCGGGCGGCCUCCCGCCGAGCUCGGCGUCGCCGACGACGGCGGCUGCGACGAGAACAGCUGUGCUGCUGCUGCUGCCGGCCACCGCCCUCCUGGCCCAGGGGCGGACGGGUUCGUGGGCGGCGGGGUCGGCCCCGCGGGCCUCGCGCCCUUCGCGGCGGAGGGCGGCCUUGCCGUGGGGGCCGCGGCCGCGGCGGCCACGCGCCGAGCGAGGGACGGCUUCGACGUGGGGCUGGAGGCUGCCGCCGCCGUGGGCGGGGAGUCUGGGCAGGACGCCCGCAUCGGCGCCGAGGGCGGUGUCGUCAGCCUCGGCGCGGAGCCGGAUGCCGCCGACGGCGGUGCCGCAUCGCGCCGCGCGGCGGGCCUGGCGGGGCUCAUCGCCGCCUUGCAGGCGUCUCUGGGCUGA